Messenger RNA from Cyprinus carpio (common carp), 2459 nucleotides. Its product is annotated as interferon-inducible GTPase 5-like. The record is from RefSeq and is a predicted model, not a curated record. Gene Ontology annotation, cellular component: membrane. Gene Ontology annotation, molecular function: GTP binding. Lineage: Eukaryota; Metazoa; Chordata; Actinopteri; Cypriniformes; Cyprinidae.
ACUGUUGAUUAAUGGCAGCGAAAGUGAAAGCAUUUCUUGGGUGGAGCGCGCUCUGCUUUUCGGUUCAGCAUUAUAAUUUCAGAUCAUAUGCUGUAGGGGUAGCUAUUCUUGAUUUGUGGAUUGCUCAGAAGAAUUUGACAAAUCUAACUUUGAAAAUGCCGAACGAAUCAAGUUUCACGUUAUAAUUUAGUUAUGUGCUUCAAAUUUCUAUUCGUACAGCAGUGAAUUUCAUAUAUGUGAAGCAAAUACGGAGCUUCUUCUCUUGGUCCAUUAAUUCUUCCAGCGUCUCGUGCUCGGAAAGCUCGUGGAUCGAAGAAGAUGGCUACAUUUGAAGAUUAUUGCAUAAUAACCCAGGAGGACUUGGAGGAUAUUAAAGACACCAUAUCUUCUCAGGAUCUCCCAUCAGCGAUAAGCAUGAUCAAAGAAUACCUCAAACAGCAGGAUCUUGUAGAACUUAACAUUGGUGUGACGGGAGAGUCUGGCUCUGGAAAGUCCACGUUUGUCAAUGCAUUCAGGGGUUUAGGAGAUGAAGAAGAGGGCUCUGCUAAAACCGGCCCAGUAGAAACAACUAUGGUGCCUGAGGUUUACCUUCACCCAAAAUACAAAAAUGUGAAAGUGUGGGAUCUUCCUGGCAUUGGAACACCAAACUUUAAAGCUGAUGAGUACCUUAAACUGGUUCAGUUUGAACGCUAUGAUUUUUUCAUCAUCAUUGCUUCAGAUCGGUUCAGAGAGUGCCACACUCAGCUGGCCACAGAGAUCAUGAGAAUGAAGAAGAGGUUUUAUUUUGUUCGUUGCAAGACUGACUUGAGCAUUGAGGCUGAAAAGAGAAAGAAAAACUUUGACCUGAAAAAGACACUGGAUAUCAUCAGAGAGGACUGUGAAAAGGGUUUGAGAAAGAUCGGUAUAGAUGAUCCUGCCGUGUUCCUGAUUUCUGGAUGGGAGUUUGGAAAGUAUGAUUCAAAUGUUCUGCAGGAGAGGAUGGAGAAGGAGCUUCCACAGCAUAAGAGACAUGUGCUGAUGUUGGCUUUGCCGAAUAUCACACUGGAGAUUAAUGAGAAAAAGAAGAAAGCUCUAGAGCAGGACAUCGGAAAAGUUGCUUUCCUGUCUGCCUGUGUGGCUGCUGUUCCUGUUCUUGGUCUUUCAAUUGCUGUGGAUUUAUCCAUCAUAGCACACGAGAUAGAGAAGUACUGCAACACCUUUGGUCUUGACAAGGAGUCUUUGGAGAAGCUCUGUGAAAGAUAUGGGAAGAGAAUAGAGACUGUUGAGGGUCUGAUUAAGUCAGCUUGGUAUAAAGGAAUAUGCACAGGUUCAAUCGCAACCAUACUAAGAGACAUAUCCUGUCUGAUAACAGAAGAUGCUGUUGAGUCUGUUGUUAGGUUUAUGCCACUUUUAGGCUCUGUGGCGGCAGGAGCAAUGUCCUAUUGGGCUGUGUCAACGAUGCUGAAGAGUGCUCUGAAUGACGUAGCAGAAGAUGCCAGGAAUGUGCUAAUCGGUUUGCUGGAGACUGAAGUGUAAUCAGAAAGAUUUACUGUACCAGCUAUUUAAAGUGGUCAGAAGGUUUAUAAAACUCUAUACUUAAAUGUUCAUUCUUUUGGAAAGAACAAAAUAGUCCUGGCACAUUUUAUACACAGAAUUUUAAUAUACAAUUAUGGUAAAUAUUUGUUAUAUUGAUUUUUGAUUUAAAUGAGUGAUCUAAGAAAAGCAAUACUAGAUACUAAAUAAUAAAUCAAUACCAAAAAUGCAGCCUCAAAAGAUAAUUUAAUUAAAAAGUACUUUAAGAGCACAGCAUGAAACUGCAGUAACAAAUGUGUUGCUUGUUUUCGAGCAUAAAUAUAUAAACAUAAACAGCACUUCUCAGUAUUUUCUACUCAGUAAAACUUGAUACAAAAAGUAAUACAAUUAGGCCUGUUUAACUGUUAAUUAAUUACUAAUAUUCAAUACAAGAAGUGCAAUCUUCCCAUAAAAAGUAACAUUACACACUACAUAAUAAGUGGCAGAUCUAGUUUGCGUUUACAAUCCAUGACUUAAUGCACAGAUCUAUUUUGCUUUACUGUAUCACGUUUUGUCCCAUCCAUAGCUAUGGUUAUCACUAUCAUCACAGUUUCAGAUUCAGUCCAUUUAAAUAGGGUUGUUAUGAAAGCCCGUUUCCACAGUUUAAUGAAGAACAAAAAAAAGGUAAUUGCACGUUUUUUUAUCUCGCAUCUGUGAGUUUAUAUCUCAGAAUUGCAGGAUUUAAACUCGCAACUGUGAGAAUAAAAUCAGACUUGCCAGAUACAAACUCUUAAGUCUGACUCUUGGGGCCACGGGGGCCCUAAGCAGCUGCAUAGUUCGCUUAUGCUUUGGGCCGCUCCAAAUGCAAACGCACAGAUUACCCAACAUUGGUUACACUGUAAUGACAGUGAAAUGACCCAGCAGCUGAGGUAGACUACAGAAAAACUAUGGGUUAAAAAAUUAUAAAA